UCGUUUCCUCUACUUACCUCCGACGCCAACCUACAGCGAAACUGCUGCUAAAAUAUUCUGUCUGCUGGUCUGGUCAGGACAAAAUGCUUUCCAUAUGGGUUAUAUUUCCAUAUUCACCUGCGUAUUGUUGACUAUCGAACGCUGGAUAGCUGUUGUCAAACCCAAAACAUAUCGCUCAUUAAAACCGAAACACGCUGUUGUAGCUGUGAUAUUUGUCUGGUUCUGGGGUAUAGCGGUGAAUUCCACACCAUUCUUUCGAAUAAAGUACGAUCCUGAUAAAAAUCUCUGCAGAUGGACGCCUUUGCCUUUUGCAACGAGAGUGAUUCCAUGGAUAAGUUUAACAGUGCAGUCUAUCAUUCCUUACACUACUAUGAUAGUGUUGUAUACUCAUAUCUAUUUCCGAAUGAAGAGUUUACCUCAGAUUUCUUCAAAUCGUGAUCCCCAGCUGAAGAAGGUAACCGUUGUAGCGCUGUCGGCAUGCUCGGCUCUGAUUAUCGGUUGGCUUCCAGGCCGGAUCACAUUCAUGUUAUCCAAGUAUGGUUACGUCCAUCCAAACAGUAUCCUACACACUUCAUUUGUCAUGACGACCUUUUGUAAUAGUUGUGUUAAUCCAGUGCUGUACGGGAUGUGUAGCUCCAAAUUCCGUGCGGAGUACAAGAUUGUGUUUAAUAAACUAUCAAAGCUAUGCGGUACUUCUGCAACAUCAUCUGCUUCCUAUGCUGUGCCCGACUCCUCAGUCAACUCCAAUGAGCCAUCAGGAAUUAGCCAACAAAGUGCAUUGUAA
Molecule: messenger RNA, 784 nt
Organism: Paramuricea clavata
Lineage: Eukaryota; Metazoa; Cnidaria; Anthozoa; Malacalcyonacea; Plexauridae
Source: the annotation of a GenBank genome assembly